AUGGCACUGGAGGACGCGGAGAAGACUGCUGUCGUAAGGUCCAAUGAUGGCAGCGUCGCAUCUGAGCUGCAGGCUGUCGAUGCUAAGGCUUUGUUCAAGGAGCGGUUGUGUCUAAAACUCGACCUUCACAUCCUAGUACCAAUGCUAUUCCUGAAUGUUCUGUCGCUAAUGGGUCGCACAAACAUUGGCGCCGCCCUUAUCCAGGAGCUGCCAGCUGACUUCCACCUCACUGCGAUGAGGGUGUUCUUAGCCACAACUAUGCCGCUCGUCAUGUUGAUUCUCUUUGAAGUGCCUAGCAAUCUUCUUAUGAAAUGGCUGGAGGCAAAGUUCAACCUCAGCUACAUGCGUUACCUGAGUUUGAUCACCGUCUGUCUGGGCCUUGUGACUCUAGGACAAGCAUUUGAUAAGACGUACAGCGCACUCCUUGCCACGCGAUUUGUCAUUGGUAUCUUCGAUGCUGGUCUGAUUCCAGGCUGUGUCUUCAUCCUGUCCCUUUACUAUCCGUCCAUCCACAUGCAAUGGCGCAUGUCGAUGUUGAUGGUUGCCAAUCUGAUCAGCAAUAUUGUGUCAAAUAUCUUGGCCUUUGCCAUCGCCGAGAUUCGCAACCAGAAUGGCUGGCAUGGAUGGCGUUGGAUUUUCCUUGUAGAAGGCUGCCUGACCAUGGUGAUCGGUUUGGCUUGCUGUACAAGCAAUACUGGUCGUCCAGAGAAGGCGAACUUUUUAACCCAGGAAGAGAAGGAUAUUAUUUCAUUGAGCGUUGAGUCGCGCGUCUCCACAAUUGGUUACGUUGCUGAGUGGGAAGUCUUCUUCAGCAACAUUUUGAAUUACGUUUGGGCCAGUCUAUACGUGUUGACCUGCUCGACCACCUACUCUGUCGCCCUCUUUGCACCAUCUUUUGUCAAGGUGUUCAAACCACAUCUAUCAACUCCAGCUAUCCAGGGCCAAGUCGUUCCGAUCUUUGUUGUAUCAGCCGCUACUUGUCUGCUGGUUGCCUGGCUAGCAGACCGCACCAAUCACCGUUCAACCUAUGCCAUCAUCGGCUACAUCUUCACCAUUAUUGGUUAUCUUAUUCUCCAUUUUCCUCGGCAUUACGGUUCUUCUGUAAUGAUGCUGGGCUUAUACUUCGUCUCCAUCGGCACAUAUAGCUCACUGCCCAUGGUCUGGACCCUAACCACGCUCAAUCUGGCGACACCACUACAAAAGGCUAUCGGCUCGGGCUUCGUAAUUGGCAUCGGGAAUGCGGCUGGCUUCGUCUCGGCCUGGAUCUUCCGCACCUCGGAGGCGCCUUAUUACAAGUCUGGUAUGGUAGACGGUCUUAUUCUGACUUGCUGCGCUGCUGGGCUCACUGCCGUCACCUGGGUUUACAUUGAAUGGCACAAUAGGAAAACUUCCCGUACAUCUGACAAUAUUGAAAGCUUGAGUAGCGGUGUGGUGUUCAAAUACCGUUCAUAG
Talaromyces marneffei is the source of this 1452-nucleotide messenger RNA. RefSeq lists its product as uncharacterized. Gene Ontology annotation, cellular component: membrane. Lineage: Eukaryota; Fungi; Ascomycota; Eurotiomycetes; Eurotiales; Trichocomaceae. Gene Ontology annotation, molecular function: transmembrane transporter activity. The record is from RefSeq and is a predicted model, not a curated record. The transcript has 3 exons. Bases 1 to 1452 code for a protein of 483 amino acids. Gene Ontology annotation, biological process: transmembrane transport.